AUGCCACCCGAAGGCAGCACGAGGGCUGAGAAACUGCAAGGUUGUCCAAGUCUAGACAGGAACAGUCGACAUACUGGAACUCGGGUUCGAACAAAGGGCCUUCCGAUUAGUAAGUUCGCCCUAACCACUGAUCUAUCUCGAGCUCAUAUACCAGGAGCUCGUAAAAGAAUGUACAGCAAAACCAAUGAAAGAGAAUACAGAAGGAUAGUCCCGCUUGGGCGACCUGGCAGUAUCCCAGCCCUCAUGCUUCCUUCGGGUGGCAUGGCAGCUAGGCACCGGAAGGGUGCUACAGCUGAACGCUUACACGAUCGUCAUCCACUAACAACCUUUUGGGAAGAGUGUAGCACCCUUUCGGUGCCUAACCGCCAUGCAACCAAAAACGAGAACGAGAGCUGGGAUACUGUUAGGUUGCCAAAACCCAGACAGAAGUCGAGGGGCAAACGUCGGGUUCGAACCACGGACAUUCCGAUCAAACUAACCGCUUUCACAUUUCGCUGCACAUCUGCCAUGCAACCCGAAGGAUGCACAACGGCUGAGAUACUGCCCGGUUGUCCAGGCCUAGACAGGAGUAAUUGA
Messenger RNA from Opisthorchis viverrini, 576 nucleotides. RefSeq lists its product as hypothetical. Lineage: Eukaryota; Metazoa; Platyhelminthes; Trematoda; Opisthorchiida; Opisthorchiidae. The record is from RefSeq and is a predicted model, not a curated record. The coding region runs from base 1 to 576 and encodes 191 amino acids. The transcript has 4 exons.